CACGCAGUGUACGUGACAUCAUAAAAAGGAGCCAACCGGCAAUCCAACCUCAAUUUGUCCAGCAGUUGCACUGCAGUUAAACACGUCGAUACAUCGAGAGCUCGUCCAACUUAAAUAACAAAAUGAGAACUUUAACAGUUGGAAAAAGAUUGACGACACCUGUCAUUUUGCUGGUGCUGGCCGGACUCGGUUUGAGUCAGGGCCGGCCCCCUCACCAACAAAAUCAGCCCAUGAUGAUGAGGUUCUGCGGGAUCGAGUUGACACUGGUCAUAGACGAAGUCUGCACCGCUCACAAAAGCCCGGACUUUGUCGAUCAUUUAAUUCUCAAUCGGCCAUCAUCGAAUAACGAAUCAACAGGUAACGGGCGGACGGAAUUGGACGACAAGAAAAGCGAUUCGCUGUUGCGACAAUGUUGCGUGAUCGGCUGCACGGAGGACGAUUUUUCUACUUUCUGCCGCAUCGACAGAAAUCAAAUAAGGGAAGUGGCGAUUCGGCUGAGGAGCGAAGAUGUAGACGCCGAUUGGCUGUACGAAUUUCUACCGCGGUACGGAGCCAUUCACGCGCCGGAAUAGAUUUAAAACAAAAUAAUAUGUGUAGUUUUUAAAGAUGACAUUUAUAUGUUGAUGUAUUUUGCUACUGGGUUCAUACGCUUUAAAAACUUUUAAUUAUUAUGCAGUAUAUAUAUAUAUCUAUAAAUAAUUAACCUUUGGGCGAUCAUUAUCAAUAAAUAAAGCCGCAACGCCGUAUUCAAAUUUUUCAACCCG
This is a messenger RNA of Daphnia pulicaria, 764 nucleotides long. RefSeq lists its product as uncharacterized. Lineage: Eukaryota; Metazoa; Arthropoda; Branchiopoda; Diplostraca; Daphniidae. Bases 123 to 572 code for a protein of 149 amino acids. The transcript is spliced from 4 exons. The record is from RefSeq and is a predicted model, not a curated record.